Messenger RNA from Fonsecaea pedrosoi CBS 271.37, 1584 nucleotides. RefSeq lists its product as uncharacterized. Gene Ontology annotation, cellular component: endoplasmic reticulum-Golgi intermediate compartment; cis-Golgi network; Golgi apparatus. Gene Ontology annotation, molecular function: antiporter activity. Bases 1 to 1584 code for a protein of 527 amino acids. NCBI's taxonomy places the organism in Eukaryota, Fungi, Ascomycota, Eurotiomycetes, Chaetothyriales, Herpotrichiellaceae. Gene Ontology annotation, biological process: UDP-glucose transmembrane transport. The transcript is spliced from 2 exons. The record is from RefSeq and is a predicted model, not a curated record.
AUGGAGACCACAUCCUACGGUGACCACGAUUCAAGACCUUCCACCGUUCCGCCGACGACUCCUGCGGACAGGGACCCUCUAUUCAUCAACCCUCGUCGUAAGUACAAACGGCGAGGUACUGGCUCCAUCUCCGACACGAAAAGCGAAGGCUCAGAAGAUGAGGCAGGUUCCUCCAUGUCAGAAUCAGAAGAACACGAACUAGGGCUAUUGGACUCGGAUGUCGAUGUUGAUGAUGACGGAGAAAGCGGUCUGAACAAACAUGAAAGGGGCAAAUACAACAAAAGAAAGAGGCGGCGGCAAGGGCUCGAUGCCAGAAUCGCGGGCACCACAGGUAUAUCCAAAGACGAGGCGCGCGAGGCAGACAAGAAUGUCGUCCGCAACCUGGUCAUCAAUGGCGUCUUCAUUCUCCUGUGGUAUUUCUUCUCUCUGGCCAUAUCCAUUUACAAUAAGAUGAUGUUCUCGUCCGACCAUCUCGAUUUCCACUUUCCGCUCUUCGCAACCUCGUUACACAUGGUUGUGCAAUUCAUCCUAGCCUCUUCUGUCCUUCUGAUAUUCCCUUCGCUACGGCCAUCUCGACCCCACUCGCCAGCGUUCGGGGACGAAACACAACCCUCCAAACCACUGAUCACCCCUCUGUUCUAUAUCACCCGACUGGUGCCCACGGGAACGACGACGUCUCUUGACAUCGGCCUAGGCAACACCUCUCUUCGCUUCAUCACCUUAACAUUCUACACCAUGUGUAAAUCCUCCGUCUUAAUCUUUGUCCUUGUGUUCGCGUUCCUCUUCCGCCUGGAAAAGCCGUCCCUCAAACUCAUCCUCAUUAUUCUCGCCAUGACCUUUGGCGUUCUCAUGAUGGUCGCCGGUGAAACAGCCUUUCAUGCUCUUGGCUUCGCGUUAGCCAUGUCGGCGUCCUUCUUUUCCGGCUUCCGGUGGGCCCUGACCCAGAUCCUACUCCUCCGCCAUCCUGCAACUUCCAAUCCAUUCGCCACGAUGUUUUUCAUCGCUCCUAUCAUGUUUGUCACGCUGUUCUUCAUAGCAUGCGUCUCUGAAACUCCAUCCGCAGUCAUCACGGGUAUCGUUCUCCUGGUUAGGGAACAUGGGAUCGUCAAAGCCCUACUUCUUCUGGUGGUUCCGGGAUGCAUCGCCUUCUGCAUGAUCGCGAGUGAGUUCACAUUACUCCAGCGCACCAGUGUCGUUACUCUCAGUAUAUGCGGCAUCUUCAAAGAGGUGGUCACCAUCAGCGCCGCAGGAAUUAUUUUCCAUGACGAGCUGUCGAUGGUUAACAUUACCGGGUUGAUCAUCACCAUUGUCAGCAUUGCCAGCUAUAACUACUUGAAGAUUGUCAAAAUGAGAGAAGAGGCGAGGGAAAAAUUGAAGAAGAAGGACGAGCAGCUGUAUCGCGAGUUGGAUGACGAGGACGAAGAUGAGUUGGGCAAUACCGCAGCAGCCGAUUUUGCUCAACUCGAUGACAACACGAGUGCAGUGCGCAACCCAACUACCAGUUCCGGCUCGGGUUCGAGAGCAGAACCUCCACCGAACAAUGUACCAAUCGCCUCGGCGAAGAGAAAGGAAAAUAUAGAAUAG